This is a messenger RNA of Diuraphis noxia (Russian wheat aphid), 4293 nucleotides long. RefSeq names its product zwei Ig domain protein zig-8-like. Gene Ontology annotation, cellular component: neuron projection membrane. The record is from RefSeq and is a predicted model, not a curated record. Gene Ontology annotation, biological process: synapse organization. NCBI's taxonomy places the organism in Eukaryota, Metazoa, Arthropoda, Insecta, Hemiptera, Aphididae.
AUGAUUAUUAUUGUUGUUGUUGUUGUUGUUAACGGCGUGAUUUCUGACGUGUGCACACAGAUAUCGUGGAUGCGGAAGAGAGACUUGCACAUACUGACGGCAGGAGUGCUGACUUAUACCAGUGACCAGAGAUUCCAAGUCAUCCACCCGGAUAACUCGGACAAUUGGACCUUACUGAUUAAAUUUGCUCAACCGAGAGACGCCGGAAUCUAUGAAUGCCAAGUAAAUACCGAACCCAAAAUGAGUUUGGCAUUCCAGCUCAACGUUGUAGAGAUGAGGGCCAGGAUUUGCGGACCGCCUGAGCUGUACGUCAAGGAAGACAGCGAGGUGAACAUGCGGUGUGAGCUGAGCCAGGGCCCACAUGACCUGGGAACCAUAUUCUGGUACCUGGGUAACGUGCCCGUGUACACGGACCAGGCAAGUCUGCAGUCAAUCCGACAGCCGCGGGUCAGCGUUCACACCGAAUGGGUGGAUGGACUCAAGAGCACGCUGCACAUAGCCCGGGCCAAGCUUGCAGACUCCGGAAACUAUACGUGCAUGCCCACAUUUGGACAAUCAGCUACCAUAAACGUGCACGUGGUUAACGGUGAACACCCUGCAGCCAUGCAGCACGGCAACCGGAGUGCGGUCAGCGGCCAGAUGACCGUCCACGUGCUAGCCCUGUUCAGCCUGGUCAUAAUGCUGUCCAAUCCGGUGCUGUUCGGACACUGAGGAAAGCAAACCGAGGAUGCGAUGGCGGCGUCGCCGUCUUGUCCUGACCUCUCCUUCGAACCCCGAGCAUCCAUGUACCCCCGCCCACGCCGCCCUCUAGGCACGGUACGCAGCGAAAUCUUACUUUUCUUCGUCAGCUCCGUGACGAGUAGAAAGUCGACCGACCAAAGUCGAACAGACGCGGACGGUGCAGUUUCUCUUCUCUAAUACAUAUUAUAAUGCAUUAUGUUAUAUAACACUAUAAAAUAUAUAAACAAUUCACGCGUAUAUAUAUAAUACUAUAUUAUAUCCAUCGUAUAUGGUGUUUAUGACAAAAAAAAAAUUAAAAUUGUAAAAUAAUCGAUUAUCCGAAAACGUAUCACGCGUCAAUCGAACGGGCAGGUGACCAUUACCGUUGUGUGGAUGGGGACAGCUAGAAGACCAAAUCCACUCCGGAUAAAUUAUCGUUAUUCGAGAGCGUGCGACGUCGAUUUUUUCUCGACGGAUUCGUCCCUAAGGGUUACUUGCACAUAUAAUAUACAAUACAGAGACAAUCUUUGACUGGAGAUCACGCGCCUUCCGGGGAGGGGGGGGGGUGAGGCGACGUGCUUGAGUUUCGCCUUAGACGAUGCCCGUGUCACGGAGUACACAGCUCACUCAUUCGGAGUCCACGAGAUCGGACGAUCGUCGAUUAUUCGUCGGUCUCGAAGAUUCGGAAUUUUGUACGAGUAUACCUUUUUCGUAGUGCGAUAGCAGUAUUAUACAUAUUACAUCUUCGAAGGACGUGCCAUUCAUCGAUUAUCAAAAGAAUGUUAUCACUAUUAUUAUUAUUAUAAUUAUAUUAUUAUUAUUCGAUUGUGCUAAAUGUAUUUCUCUGUACUAUUCUGUACCGGUAUUCGGAUGUAGGUAUAUAUAAUUCAUAAAUAUAAAACAAAAAUUUUCUAUACUCGCAAGUAAUAAUUCAUUGUUUUCUCUUCAUCCGUUUGAAACGGAAUGAAAAAAUAAACACAAUCACUCUCCCUCUAUGUAUACACGCAUAUACAUAUUAUAUACAUAAAAUAUUAUAUAUACGCACAUCACGUCACAUGUACAUACACAAACACACUAUAUUCUGUCGGAUCGGAGGUCAAACAAUUUUUCAUAGUUUUUCGUAUAUUAUUUUUUAUUACCAUCGAACAAAGCGGAGGAGAUAUUUCUUUUAUCACACCCGCGUGAUUUCAGCUUUAAACACACAACGUGAUACCACUACCGCCGUAUUAUUAUUAUUAUUACUAAAAAACGUCGACGCGAGGUAAUGAGUUUGAACGCAUUUUGAGCGACUUUUUAAGAUACAAAAAUCCUUAAUACCUCUCACGACGUGGUUUUAUUUUUUCAGUUUAUCAAUAAUAGUUAAUCGGUUUGCCGAGAACGCAUUUUCGCGCAAGUAUAUUCACACAAUAUCUUUACUAGGUAUACUACCGUGGUUAAAUUACACCGGCAAUAAGCGAUAUGAUAAAUGUGUAUGCGACAUUGUACUCCACAGGGUAAUACAUUAAAAUAAUGAUUUUUUCGAGAGUAAAACUCUUCAGAAGAGAUCACUAUAUUUUCUUUUUCGUUUACAGAGGAAAAACAUUUAAUAAUGUAUAGACGUAUAGAGGCGUCUAUGAGCCAUGCUACCUUCGUAACUCUAAAGUAUGUAAUGUCGCAACAGUUAAAAUAAUAAGUAAUUACUGUUAAUAACGCGGUCCGAAGAUAUUAAAAUUACUACAAUACUUCAUUACAUCUUCUACGAAGAUAGUUCGCAAAUUCUAACACCGCACUAUCCCCGUGGCAUGGUUUCAAUACCGUUAUAUAUUUCAUAUGUAUAUAAUUAUUAUAUCAUAUACCUACUGGUUACUACAGCAACUACUAACAUUAUAGUAUAUAUUGAUACCUAUUACUAAGCCGUUAAAACUCCACAAAUGUAUACAGGGUGAUUAUUUUACUUUCGACGAGAACAGGUUAGACGCCGUGUACGAAUUCGUUUAUUAUUGUUUUCCAACUUUUAAGCAUAAACAUUAAACGUAUUUGAGUUACGAAAGUAACAGUAUAGUGAACACUGCUGUAGUCGUUAAAAUAUAAAAGUGCUAAAAUUCUAAAAACGCACCCGGACAAGGUGUGGCUUGGUUUGCGAUAAAAUCAAUAAUCGCCCUGUACAUAUAUAUAUAACCACCACGUGCACAAUGUAUAUUAUACACUCGACGUUACACGACAUAUAACAAUAAUAGGUAUAAUAUACGUUAAAAUUAAAUGAACUGAAAGAAUUCUAUUUACGGUCGCGACUUUAUAUAGCAGGUAUUAACUUCCCCUCCCCCACCCAUCCGGAUAAGUUAAGUCAGGCGUAUACGUAACAUCUACAACUAAAAGUCAAUUACCCGAUUACCGAACGGCGGAGCACGUUUUUAACAGACUUAUACACAGUAGUACAAUAAUUAUGAUGAUGAUAGUAAUAAUAGCAAUACACAUAAUAUAAUAAGCGUGUAUUAUUACAGUGAUUACACUGCAGUUUAACUCACCAAUGCCGUUUUUUAGCGCCGAGAUCGGAAGACGUCACCGGAAAAGUCCAAAUGAAUAGGUUACUAUCGGUUACGCAAUAUAUUUCUUGAUACAUAUAUGUAAUCCAAGUAUUGUUUGAUAAACAGUUUUAUUUCUUACGACCUAGACGUUUUGAAAAAAUUGAUAACGAUUUAAUUUCGCGCAAAAUGAAUUCGCGUCCAUGACAUGACGUUUUAAUCGUUAUCAAAUUAUAUUAACAAUUGUCGCGAAACGUUUAAAACCCAUUUUCCAAUAAUGUACGCUAACCUAAACUAAUAUAAUAUAGUAUCGUUAGAAUAAUAAUAUAAAUGAUCCGACCAGAUGUCGCCCAAUUAUUUAUUACAAAGUGUAUCACGGAGAUUUACAUUCUAAAUGUGACAAAUAUUCAUGAAACGCGUCCUAUAUAAAAUAUACCCUUCCGACCUUACUACGCACCUUCUUCUCAACGCUUUUCACUGCCUUUCGCUCUGCACAAUCACAUAAUAUACUAGUUUUUUUCACAUGUUCGGCUCUGAGAAAGCACCCGCCAGACCAUUCCGGUAUUUCUUUUGACGCGGUCAAAUUAGGUUUUUACACCCGGUUGCAGACACGACGAAGAAAUGUCAAUUUUUGGCUCAGUAUUGUAACUACAAUAUACGACUCCACAGCAGCAGCUCAUAUCGGACACCUGCAAAAGUAAUGGUGUUGCUCUCUUUGUGAAUGAAUAAAAAUUUAAAUACACCAAUUUGGAGGAUACCUGUCCUAAAAGUCACUGAAAUUUGUCUUGGCGCGUUAUUAGCUCCACAAAAACGCAAAAAUCGAUUUUCAAUUUCCAUUUAUGAUUUCGGCGAACACCGCCUAAAAUUAUUAUUAAAUUUGUUACAUACUGUAUUUCCAUGUUGCCCGCGUAGUAUUGUUAUAUUAAUAUUCUGUAUUCUUCUUCUUGUGUACGAGAAAAGGGAUGCGCAAUUAUAUCAUGAAUGUUAAUUUCAACAACUAGAUAAAAAUAACUAUUUCUUCACCUGUAAAACAAGAAUUGUAAAUAAUAAAUAAUAUGUUUAUUUAAAUAUA